This is a messenger RNA of Triticum dicoccoides, 1443 nucleotides long. Its product is annotated as UDP-glucose flavonoid 3-O-glucosyltransferase 7-like. Bases 1 to 1443 code for a protein of 480 amino acids. The transcript has a single exon. The record is from RefSeq and is a predicted model, not a curated record. NCBI's taxonomy places the organism in Eukaryota, Viridiplantae, Streptophyta, Magnoliopsida, Poales, Poaceae. Gene Ontology annotation, molecular function: UDP-glucosyltransferase activity.
AUGCGGCAGUCGGCGGCCACACCGGCGGGCGACGCGCCGCCGCGCAUGUACUUCAUCCCGUUCCCAACGCCGGGCCACGCGCUGCCGAUGUCCGACCUGGCCCGCCUCUUCGCGUCGCGCGGCGCCGACGCCACCCUCGUCCUCACCCACGCCAACGCCGCCAGGCUCGGCGGCCCCGUGGCCCGCGCGGCCGCCGCGGGCUUCCGCAUCCGCGUCCACGCGCUGCCCCUGCCCGCCGAGGCCGCGGGGCUCACGGGCGGGCACGAGAGCGCCGACGACCUCCCCACCCGCGAGGACGCGGGCCCGUUCGCCGUCGCCGUCGACCUCCUCGCGCCGCUCUUCGCCGACCUCCUGCGCCGCCACCCCGCCGACGCCGUCGUCUUCGACGGCGUCCUCCCGUGGGCCGCCACCGCCGCCGCCGAGCUCCGCAUCCCGCGGUACGCGUUCACCGGCACCGGCUGCUUCGCGCUCUCGGUGCAGCGGUCCCUGCUCCUCCACACCCCGCAGGAGAGCGUCGCGUCGCCCACGGAGCCGUUCCUCGUGCCGGGGCUCCCGGACGCGGUGCGGCUCACCAGGUCGAGGCUCGCCGAGGCGACGCUCCCCGGCGCGGACUCGCGGGAGUUCCUGAACCGCAUGUUCGACAUCGAGCGCGCCACGGCCGGCUGGGUCGUCAACUCGUUCGCCGACCUCGAGCAGAGGUACAUGGAGCACUACGAGAAGGACACCGGGAAGCCGGUGUUCGCCGUCGGGCCGGUCUGCCUCGUCAACGGCGACGGCGACGACGUCUUGGAGCGCGGCCGCGGCGGGGAGCCGGGUGCCGCCGCGGAGGCCGCACGCGUGCUGGGAUGGCUCGACACGAAGCCCGCGCGGUCGGUGGUGUACGUCUGCUUCGGCAGCCUCACCCGGUUCCCGCCUGAGCAGGUGACGGAGCUCGGCAUGGGCCUCGCGGACUCCGGCGCGAACUUCGUGUGGGUCGUCGGGGACAAGAACGCUCCGCCGCUCCCCGACCGCGGGCUGGUGGUCAGGGGGUGGGCACCGCAGGUGGCGGUGCUGAGGCACGCGGCUGUUGGCGCGUUCGUGACGCACUGCGGAUGGGGCGCGGUGACCGAGGCGGCGGCGGCUGGUGUCCCGGUGGUGACAUGGCCGGUUUUCGCGGAGCAGUUCUACAACGAGGCGCUGGUGGUGGGCAUCGCCGGCACGGGCGUCGGCGCCGGCGCGGAGAGAGGGUACGUGUGGGGAGGCGAGGAGCUGGGCGGGGUGGUGGUGGGCAGGGAGAAGGUGGCGGAGAGGGUCCGCGCGGCGAUGGCCGACGAGGGGCUGCGACGGAAGGCAGGGGAGGUCGGGGAGAGAGCGCGGCGGGCCAUGGAGGUGGGAGGUUCUUCGUACGUGGCCGUUGGGGCGCUGCUGAAUGAUGUGCGGCGCCGGCGCCAGCACGGGGGUUGA